This is a messenger RNA of Dreissena polymorpha, 3779 nucleotides long. Its product is annotated as lymphocyte expansion molecule-like. NCBI's taxonomy places the organism in Eukaryota, Metazoa, Mollusca, Bivalvia, Myida, Dreissenidae. Bases 159 to 1430 code for a protein of 423 amino acids. The transcript is spliced from 10 exons. The record is from RefSeq and is a predicted model, not a curated record.
GAGGUAAAGUACAAAAUUUCUGACGAUAUCGGAGGUACGAAAGCCGAUAUGGGUUGCUAUGCACAACAAACCCUGUGGCAGUUGGUUUCCCGAACUUAAUAAUGAAAUGAAAGUCUGAAGACAGCAAGAAGUACUGCAAGCCAGAAUAACACCAGAAAAUGGCAGAAAAGAAAUUUAAAGGAAGUCCAUUUGGAACUCAAACUGCGAGGUUCGAUGUUUCUGGUGUUCAUCCUAAUAAGAAAAAGCCUGGGACAUUCACAGAAAUUCCAUAUGACAAAAAGUCUAUAGAAGAAUUGAAUCGUAGAAUGGGGCCUGGCUCAUACUACGUAGAUGUAGGAGGCUUCAACAGUAAGUCUGUAGAGGAGAAGGCUUCAGGUCCAGGGUGGGCAAGGGCUCAUGAAGUGGAGAGAAUGGCUGCACUUCCGCACCUCCUGCAUAAAGAGCAGUGGGAAAUGAAGAAAGAACUGGUUCGCAAACUUGCGCCAGGCUCGUAUAAUAUAAAAGACUUCCUGGAGAUAUCUGACCUGAAGCCCCGCAGUGCCCUCGGUAUUUGUGAGACCCGGGCACAAAGGUUCAAGGAAAUGCAGAAUGAAAUCCCGGGACCAGGCACAUAUGGGGAGGGGGGAAUACCACAUGCUGCCAAGGAGGAGAAGGCUAAACAGUCCACCUCCACUAUUGGACUCCUGGACGCAGGAUCCUCCACUCCCAGGAAUCUUCCCUCCGUGGGUUCAAAACUAGGGCCAGGUACUUACAACUUCAAGAGUUUUGCUGAGGAAAGAAUAAGCAAAGUUACCAGCCUGCGCGGACCAUACGAUCUGUUCUCAGGGGACAGAAAUAAACCUAUUACAGUGGGCUAUUUAGCGGCACCUAAACUUGCCGACUUAGGGCCAGGUCAGUAUCAACUGAAGUCAUUUGUGGAUGAUUGGGACACAAUCCAUCUAUCACGUCAAGGAAAGUUUGGAAAAGUGAAGCAAUAUCCAGAGAAACCAACAGACCGCGUCUUCUGUAGCACUCUCUCGCAAUGUCCGAAAGAACCGACACAGCCAGGCCCGGGUCAAUAUGAACCCGGUCAGCUGUCCAAACCUGAGUCCAAGAAGGCUCCGGGCUUCCUGUCCACUGCACAGAGGAACGACAAGCUCUCCCAGCGCUUCUUCACUCGCAAUUUCAACCCUGUGGGCCCUGGUCGCUAUGACAUCCAAAAGUGGGAGGAGGCACAACAUCGCAACUCACACGAGAGUGCCUUCAAGGGGAAGACGGGGAAACUGUCGCUGGCCAUGGAGAAAUUCCUCAAGGAGCGUGUUCGUGGUAAGGAUGUGCGCGUAGAAGACCGUGUGUUUCUUGUCACCCCACAGGUGCCCGCUGGAUAUCAUCUUCCACGGUCCAGCACCCAGGAUGCCUUUGUCAAGCAAAGGGCUAUAACUGUGGCAUGAUCACACACAUACCAAAACCUUUUGUUUUGUUUAAAGAUGAGUUUGACAGGGUAAAAUGCUUCAGGCUUUCUCUUGUAUGUUGAAACUGAAGUGGUCCAUCUCGUUUAUGGUGAAAUUAUUAUUGAACUAUUGGUUUAAAAUGAAAAAGGUUUCUAUGAAUAUGUGAUUGAUAUUUCAUUUAAGAGAACAUUAAAAAAGUAUUGAAGAUAUAGGGUUAUUUUUACAUUGUUGUAUUUGAAUUAGUUUUGUAGCUGUAAUAAUGAAUGUAAACAGAGAUAAUGCCUGUAUUUCAGUAACAGAAUGAAAUAUCCAUGUGAUUAUAAGCAUGUUUUGAAUGAAAUAUACACUUAUUGAAAUAAUAAAGAUAUAUAAGUGUAAAUACUUAUAAGGAUGUUUGUUCCCAAACCUAGAUGUUCAUUCCAGUUGCAUAAAAUAUUUUACUGGAAAAAUGGCUGUAAUUUUAUUUAAAUUUACAUAAUUUUUGUAUCAAGUAAUUCAAGGAAGGCUUCAAUGUCCUAACCACAAUGAGGGAUAGUAAUACAUGUCCGUGGAUAAAACAUCAUCUAUAAAUAAAUUCAUAAUAAAUAGUCAAGUUCUCAGUUUCUAGUGCGGCAACAAGCAUUAAAAAGUUGUUGAAGAUUGUAAAUAUGAAACACACUUAUAAAUUGUGUUUAUACAGUUUACAUUUAAAACACUUAUACAUUGAUCCCUUUAUAGUCGCAAUAACAGUCCUAUUUAAUGGCUACAUUAGUAUGUACACCAUUGUAGGUUUAUUCUAUACAUUGUAUAUCUGUACUACCAGUAUAAAGGUAGAAUAUUAAUGAUUAUUAUAAAUCUUUUUGUGCUUUGUGUGAUGUGUUUUUCAUUAUGUUAAAACUGUGUUCAUUUUUCCAACCUCCUAAUUGUGAUUCUAAUCUUUCACCAAAUAUUAUCAGAGCUUAAUUGUUUGCAAAUCAUCAUCAUUACUGCAAAAAGAUAUGCAACCAAGUGGGCACAUUUAUAACAACUCCAUCCUUUGAUUUUUCAAACAUGCCCAUUUAAUAGCUGAAAUAUGGGGGAAGUGCAAAAAACUGUUGUGUCUGGUGAACAUUUCUAUAUUAGAAAUCCCGCUCAAACUGCAAAAUACUUAAAUUUUGGUGUAAGUAUUUUGCUGUUACAUUCAGCAAAUUGGGCCCUAAGUAGAUUUGGUGACGUGGCCCCUUAUCAUUUUGGCAACCACCUGCCUUUAGCAACGCCCUAAUCAUGGGUUACCAUUUACACUGCCUACAUUCACGUCAUACGAUUAUUGAAACAUUAUCUUUGCUGUAUAAAUGUAGCUAUUUGGGGCACAGUUCAAAUGCAUUAAAUCUAGUUGCACAGCAAAUAUGCAAUAGUGUAUGAUGUAUUGUUGUUUUUACAUUUUGUUUGCUCAACUGCUAGCAUUAAUAAUGAUUCCUUCGACUGUGUAUGCACAGUUUGUAUUUUUUCGCAUUCUUUGCUUGCUUACAUAUUGCAUGUUUUCUUUGUUGUCCUUUUUUUUGUUUUACACAAUCAGUCAGAAUUUGCUGUGAUGCUUCUAUACAGAAGUUUCAAAAUAGUUGUUAGACUCUACUGUGUUAAAUUGUUAGUAUUAUUGAGGUCAGUGUUGUGGUUGUUGUAGGAUUUUUGCAAAUAUUUUUGAGAAUCAGUGUAUGCACCUUACAGUAUUAUGUUGAGUGUAUUUUGUUAAUCUUGAUCACAUUUCUUUCAAAAAGACUGUGAUUUCUUUUUUGAGAUUAUUGCUUGCAGUAUUAUAACUAUUAUCUAUAGUUUUAUAUAAAAAAGGUUAAAGUUGAAUUUUUAAGCAUAAAUGUUCAAUAUUUAUUUACACAAAUUUUAAUUUGGAUCAGUUCCAAGUGCAGCCGAAUAACAGAACGAAUUUGGUGAUACAAAAUUUCACCAGAAACUGCGGUCUCUGCAAGAGUAACAAGCUCAUGUCUGUCAACAAGGUAUAUCGUUAAUAUUACUGGCCACGACAUUAUUGAAAUGGUCAGUCAAAUAUAAAUGAGGCAAUUAACCAGAAUUUUUACCGGCCAUAAGGGCAAGUUCUAGUAAAAUUAACUGGCCCUCAUACAUUUUGACUGGCAUUAGUAUGAGGUGAAAUAAACUUUUUUUAAAUUAGUUUUCGCUCCUUUUCGCAAUAUAUGUGGAAAAUGGAAAAUUGUUAUGUAAAACUCUUUCAUAUCGAACUCCACAAUUUUUUUUAGAGAAAAAAGAUCCAGUUUCUGUACAGCCAUUGUUGUUUUCACUUAUUGGAUGUUUGUCAUACACAUGUAUUAUGAUGCACCUUUAUUUGCUGUUUGAAGUGUUAAAUAAAAUAUUUAUUUUUUA